UUUCAUGUCGUCGUUGUCACUCUCGUUAUCUCACUUAUGUGAGCGUCGCCGUUUCUCUUUAUCUUCUCCUCUCUUAACCAGCGACAAAUGCUAAUAAUCGAGAAUGGAUGGGAAUGAUUCUGUAGAUCCAAAACAGGACACUUCUGAUAUGGCAUUUUUCGUUCAGAAUCUACUUCAACAAAUGCAAUCAAGAUUCCAAACAAUGUCGGACUCCAUCGUAGCGAAGAUUGAUGAGAUGGGCGGCAGGAUAGACGAGUUGGAGAAAAACGUCAAUGAACUCAGAACAGAGUUGGGUGGAGAGAACUCUCCCCCUUCGGUUCCUCUUGCGGCUAAAGAUGAUUCCAAUUCCCCGAGUGGGUCAUAACUGUGUUCUGUGAUAACUUGAAGGAUUUUGGCAUCUAAAUCCAUGGUAUUUCUAGACUCUAUUGCAUUUGGUACCUGAUUUUUCUCAUGGAAAACCUGAAUUAUGCUAGUAUUUUUAAUCUAUACAUAUUCUAAAACUAGACUCGGGUUUAAGUAUCGAAUGUAUAUGUUCAUUUUUUUUCAG
This is a messenger RNA of Hibiscus syriacus, 547 nucleotides long. Its product is annotated as heat shock factor-binding protein-like. Bases 104 to 364 code for a protein of 86 amino acids. The record is from RefSeq and is a predicted model, not a curated record. Gene Ontology annotation, molecular function: transcription corepressor activity. The transcript is spliced from 5 exons. Gene Ontology annotation, biological process: cellular heat acclimation. Gene Ontology annotation, cellular component: nucleus; cytosol. Lineage: Eukaryota; Viridiplantae; Streptophyta; Magnoliopsida; Malvales; Malvaceae.